Molecule: messenger RNA, 2412 nt
Organism: Oxyura jamaicensis (ruddy duck)
Lineage: Eukaryota; Metazoa; Chordata; Aves; Anseriformes; Anatidae
Gene: KCNS1
Product: potassium voltage-gated channel modifier subfamily S member 1
Exons: 3
Coding region: 713-2134 (473 amino acids)
Biological process (GO): potassium ion transmembrane transport; protein homooligomerization; regulation of delayed rectifier potassium channel activity
Cellular component (GO): voltage-gated potassium channel complex; membrane
Molecular function (GO): protein binding; delayed rectifier potassium channel activity
Source: RefSeq, a predicted model, not a curated record
GCACGUGGGGACACGGCCCCGGCCCCGCGGCAGCGCGCUGCCUGGCGCAGGGACGGGGCUGGCACGGCACGCAGCCACGAGAGGCGGGCACGCAGCGGGGGGAAGGAUGCUCCCCGCCGGCACGAGCUCCCAGCCGGCUGCCUGCGUGCCUGGAGAAGGGAGAGGGCCUGCAGGCUCCGUGCCCGAACCCUAAAGCAGAUGGAUUUGCCCUGCAGAGUGGCACAAAGCCCUGCGCCGUGUGAGCUGGGGGUCUGACACUGCUGCUCGGUGCCGGAGCAAUGAGCCAUCGCCACACGGGCACGCGGCCGUCACCCGGGGGAGGUCUCAAAGCCUCCCUUUGCUGUCCCUCUGCCCUGGCAGCCGACUUUUGGGGCAGUUGGAGCUCUCGCCACGCCAUGCGGGGAUGGCAGCGGGUGGCGGCGUCCUGCUGAGCUGACCCCGGCCAUGCGCCCGACCCGCUGCCUUCGCCCACCUCCUGCACGGGGACAGCGGGGAGCUCGGCGAGCAGGGCAGGGCUGCCCAGGACCCCUCAGCACCCCCAGCCCCAGGAGGAAGAUGGAGCAUGAUGGCGUGAUGGGGACUUGUGAGGGCCAAGGCGCAUCGCCAGCAUGCUGUGGGGCGGCACGCUGAGCUCGGGGCCCCGCCGUUCGCCCCCCAGCCCUCCGGCUUCGGGGCGCUUCGAGCAGGUGGACCAGCCCCCGCUCUGCUGAUCAUGGUCAACAAGACCUUAACCUACUGGGGUCCCGGCUUCGAGGAGGACGUUAUCAACAUCAACGUGGGGGGGCUGAGGCGGCGGCUCAGCUCCAGCGCCCUCUCCAAGUUCCCCGACACCCGCCUGGGGCGCCUGCUCUCCUGUGACUCGGAGGAGUCCAUCCUGCAGCUCUGCGAUGACUACGACGUGAGCGCCAGGGAGUUCUACUUCGACAGAAACCCCGGCUUCUUCCUCUACGUGCUCCACUUCUACCAGACGGGGAAGCUGCACGUCAUGGAGGAGCUCUGCGUCUUCUCCUUCUGCCAGGAGAUCGAGUACUGGGGCAUCAACGAGUUCUUCCUGGACUCCUGCUGCAGCUACCGCUACCACGAGCGCAAGCUGGAGGGCCGGCACCACAACUGGGACGAGGAGAGCGAGGUGAGCAGCGUGGACACGUCCCCGGACGAGAUCUCCGACAUCAACCACGAGCUGCUGCGCUACAGCACGCUGCGCUGCGGCAACGUGCGCAAGCGCCUCUGGCUCACCAUGGAGAACCCCGGCUACUCCAUCCCCAGCAAGCUCUUCAGCUUCGUGUCCAUCAGCGUGGUGCUGGUCUCCAUCGCCACCAUGUGCAUCCACAGCAUGCCCGAGUACCAGGACGCGGACGAGGCCGGCAACGUGCUCGACGAAGCCGUCCUGCACAAACUGGAGUAUUUCUGCAUCUCCUGGUUCACCUUCGAGGUGUCCUCCCGCCUCCUGCUCUCCCCCAACCCCAAGAAGUUCUUCAAGCACCCCCUGAACCUGAUCGACAUCGUCUCGGUGCUGCCCUUCUACUUCACCCUCUUGGUGGACCUGACCAUGGGCAGCGACUCGGAGCUGGGCAACCUGGGCAAGGUGGUGCAGGUCUUUCGGCUCAUGAGGAUAUUCCGGGUGCUGAAGCUGGCUCGGCACUCCACGGGGCUGAGGUCCCUGGGGGCCACCUUGAAGCACAGCUACCGGGAGGUGGGCAUCCUGCUGCUCUACCUGGCCGUGGGGGUCUCCGUCUUCUCCGGCGUGGCCUACACCGCGGAGAAGGAGGAGGACGUCGGCUUCGACACCAUCCCGGCGUGCUGGUGGUGGGGCACGGUCAGCAUGACCACGGUGGGCUACGGCGACGUGGUGCCUGUCACCGUGGCGGGCAAGCUGGCCGCCUCGGGCUGCAUCCUGGGGGGCAUCCUGGUGGUGGCUCUGCCCAUCACCAUCAUCUUCAACAAGUUCUCCCACUUCUACCGCAAGCAGAAGGCGCUGGAGGCCGCCGUGAGGAACAGCGAGAAGAAAGACCCCGAGGACACGGAGAGCUGCUCCAGCCACGACCGGGACUCGGAGGCGCUGAGCGAAACCUCCCUGGGCAGAGGCAGCCCCGACCGCCGGGGUCUGACCCCCGGCACCCUGCCCGCCCCCUGAGCCCCCCGGGAUGUGGCGGAGGGGCCGGGCUUCCCCGUUUCCCAGCCCCACACAGGGGACAGGAGGGGCUGGGGACGGUGCCCACCGGCUGCUGCCAGCUCCAGGGCGGUGGGAGGCAGCAGCUGGGGUGGUUUGGAUGUGUCUCAGCUGGCCAUACCCCAGCCAGGGGACAGGAAGGGAGAGGGGAGAAAAGAAAUGUGGGUGACCCCAAACGGGCGCUGCCCUGGGUGCAUGAAGGGUGGUUGUCCUCCGUCCCAAAGUUGUGUGUCAUCUAGGGC